AUGUUCAAGUAUCUUGCUUUAUUGUUUGUAGUAGGAAGUGUCUGGUGUGGUAAUUUGGUUGAGGUUCUCCAAACUGACGGAGAGAGUAAACUUAUAAAAUAUGUCACUGCUGCUGGACUUGCAGAUGCUAUACUUGCAGGAACAUACACAAUCUUUGCACCAACUAAUGCUGCAUUUGAUGCCGUUGGAACUGAAGCAGAACUUCUUAAGGACACAACAGCUUUAGCAAAUAUUCUGAAAUACCACGUUGUCAAAGGCGCAAUUCCAAGUUCAGCCGUCAAAAAUGAACUUCAGUUGGAAACAUUAGCAGGAACAAAAAUUAGAUUCAACACAUACUCACAUAAUCAUGCUGUAACUAUUGAAGGUUCUAAAAUCUCCAAAUUUGACCUCUCAGCAUCCAAUGGAGUAGUGCAUGUCAUUGAAAAGGUCAUGAUGCCCCCAAAAGGCAACAUUGUUGAUCUGGUUGUCGGAAACAGCGAUCUCAGUACUUUAUUGACUCAAGUUCAAAACGCCGAACUUGAAACUGCGUUAAAAGGUGAUGGAUUGACUGUAUUUGCACCAACAAAUGCUGCUUUUGCAAAAAUGGGAUCAUCAAUUCUUGCCAAACUUACAUCAAAUAAAGCUCUUCUAACAGAAAUACUAGAAUACCAUGUAGUUCCUCAUACAGAAUACUCAGCCGGUCUGUACAACAGAGAAACAUUAGCUACAAUUGACAAACACCAUGACCGAAUUCGACUCGGCACAAGAGGCUCUGUAACUGUGAAUAAUGCCAAAGUGAUACAAGCGGAUAUUUCAGCAACUAACGGUGUUGUUCAUGUUAUAGAUCACGUUCUAAUCCCAUUUAGAUAUAGACUUCAAUUUGGAUUUGGAAAAUAGACAGAGUGUUAUGACUAUAUUUUAUGUAUGACUUAUGAAUAUGUUUUAAAAUUACUUGUAAAUUC
Messenger RNA from Mytilus californianus (California mussel), 941 nucleotides. RefSeq names its product transforming growth factor-beta-induced protein ig-h3-like. Gene Ontology annotation, biological process: cell adhesion; extracellular matrix organization. Gene Ontology annotation, molecular function: cell adhesion molecule binding. Bases 1 to 876 code for a protein of 291 amino acids. Lineage: Eukaryota; Metazoa; Mollusca; Bivalvia; Mytilida; Mytilidae. The transcript is spliced from 6 exons. The record is from RefSeq and is a predicted model, not a curated record. Gene Ontology annotation, cellular component: extracellular matrix.